AUGCGAUUCAACCUCCUCCCAAUGGAGAUCCAGCUCUACAUCCUUAGCCUCCUUGAUGAUAAUAUACUUGUCUUCCUACAACGUGUUCAUCCAUACCUCGACCGCCUGAUUGGCAGCCUCAUGACGCGACUGUGGGAUGGAUGGUGGACGUGGAAGCCGCCGUUCAAGGAUUUGAAGGUUAAGCAUCUGGAUGAGCAUGAGUCCGGGUCGGACGGUACGGGUGAAGACGAUUCUGAGACGGACGAUUCUGAGAAUGACGACUGGGGCAAGGAAGAGGGUGGUGAGGCGGAAGAAGCAGAGCAGGGCAGGUUCUGA
Messenger RNA from Endocarpon pusillum Z07020, 315 nucleotides. RefSeq lists its product as uncharacterized. The record is from RefSeq and is a predicted model, not a curated record. NCBI's taxonomy places the organism in Eukaryota, Fungi, Ascomycota, Eurotiomycetes, Verrucariales, Verrucariaceae. Gene Ontology annotation, molecular function: protein binding. Bases 1 to 315 code for a protein of 104 amino acids. The transcript is spliced from 2 exons.